Molecule: messenger RNA, 1218 nt
Organism: Planococcus citri (citrus mealybug)
Lineage: Eukaryota; Metazoa; Arthropoda; Insecta; Hemiptera; Pseudococcidae
Exons: 3
Coding region: 151-1131 (326 amino acids)
Source: RefSeq, a predicted model, not a curated record
CAUCUGAUUACAUUUCUCUCAUUAUGUGGCUCGCCUUACUUUAUCAACAAGCAGGCAACUCGUAUACUCGAGAGCAUUCAUAUUUGAGUAGGUAUUUUGAAUAAGUUGAUUUUAAAAAAAAAAAAAAAAACCUCGUAUAUCAUAUGAAAAAUGUUCACUACCCUAUUAUGUGGCCUCACCCUCGCAACAUCAUUAAUAUUUGUAACACCAGGGAAUGCAGAUCAUAGCUAUAUCCCUGACGACAUAUCUCUAUCUGAUAACACAAAUAAAACAAUUGAGAAAAUAUCUGAUGAUGAUGUCCGACGAGAAGUGGAGCUUAUCGCCAAACGAGAAAAAUACUACAAAAAGAGACUAGAUGAGAUCGAACCAUCAAAAGGUUAUUACGCAUUUCGAUGCGCCAUGGAUGAAAUGAAAACCGAAUCCUUUACAAUAUUCCCCAUGCUCAAACACAAAUCCGAACAUCAUCGCACCAAGACUCAGCUCAUCGAAGGUAUCAAUAAUAAUAAAGAGGUCUUACUUCCCGAAGACGUUAAAUCUUCCAAGAAGUUAUUCGGGAACAUAGAAUCGCAAUUAUUUCCCACAGAAAAAGACCAUCUCGCGCGCAAAAACAUUCCACAUUAUUUCAACACGAUGUUCACAUUUCUUACAAAAUGUAUCGAGGAAGACUACGGUUCAUCUUUAUCAAAGACAGAUAGGGAACACGCUUUUAAAAUUCGAGCAGAGUUAUCUGAACUACACGGAAUGAACGAAACUCUCGACGAAUUUACUACAAUAAUAGUCAAAUUUUGCUCAUCUUAUGCCCGUACCCGGCAUUUCAGUAAUGGUAUGCAUGACCUUUACACGUUCCCCAUCCAGGACGAGACUCGAGAUUUGGAACAAGAGAAGAACCGACCGGUAUGUUUAGCUGAGGUGUUGGGUUCAAUGGGAUUACUGCAGGCUUGGAAUUUCUCUGAAGAGGAUCUAAAUCAUGCGAAUAUAAUUCGCAAGAUUCUCAAACCGUCGACGAAACAUUUGUUUUUAUCAUCUUCCUACGAUAUCGAGCUGUUGGAAGAGAAAAAUGGACCGCAGGUAGUUGUAAGGAGAAUUGGGGUUCUACCUCAACUGGAUGUGAAAGCCUGUCCAAAACUGUAGAUUUACAUUAUGUUUAUGGAUUAUAUUGAAUCUUAUUGCUGUUACAUGUAAUAUUCUAUAGUCGAAUUAUAGCUGUCUAGUGCUGUU